Molecule: messenger RNA, 3150 nt
Organism: Cryptococcus wingfieldii CBS 7118
Lineage: Eukaryota; Fungi; Basidiomycota; Tremellomycetes; Tremellales; Cryptococcaceae
Product: plasma membrane fusion protein PRM1
Exons: 5
Coding region: 1-3150 (1049 amino acids)
Cellular component (GO): mating projection tip
Source: RefSeq, a predicted model, not a curated record
AUGGCGCACCUCCAAGCUCCCACCCGAAUCAACCCUGAAGAGGUCAUCCCUCUUUCCCCACCUAUACGGCCACCUUUCGUGCAGUACUCAUCAUCGCCUCUGCCGCCGACCCCUCAUACACCAUACUCCCCCGCACCACUUCAACAGCGCCCUACAUCUAUGCCACUGCGCCCUUACUUGGCUCUACUACCACGAAUCAUCCUUACUUUCUGUUCGCCAUGCCUUUUGCCGAUGAUUUUGACCAUCGCCCACUUGAUCCAAAAUCGUUCUUCUACAGCCUCUCUUGCGUCUUCUCUGAAGUCGUCCCUUCUCUCCGCUUGUUCUGGUCUUGCCAAGGGGGCAGCGUCAGUACAAGCCAUCCCAAGGUAUCUUGCUAUGCAAACGAACCAGGAGGCUGUUCGCGCUACACAAGCCACUAUCUUGGCGGUGGGCACCAUGUUGAUGGAUGCUAUCCAGAUUAUAGAGGCGGUUGUCAACUUUAUUGUCGACACUUACCGAAGCUUGUUGCUCUGUACGAUCGAGUUGGCAAUAUCCGAUUCCGUGACCAGUACACUGAACUCGGUCCGCACCGACAUACAGGACGACAUCAGUUCGGCCAACAACAUUAUUCAGAGUGCUGUCAGCGGCAUAAAUACGGUAACCAAUCUGGUCAAUGUCAACUUGACUGUCCCAUCCUUCACCAUUCCUUCUCUUUCCUUCCUCGCCAAUGUCACCAUCCCAACGACUUUUGAAGACGGGCUUCUCACUCUCAAUUCUUCUCUCCCCACUCUCAAUGAUUUAAAGGAGAAAAUGAACGAGAUAAUCGACACCCCCUUUGAGCUUCUGAUCUCAGAGAUCAAUUCUACCCGUCUCGAGAUGGCAGCGAGUUUCAACAGCUCCAUACUCCCUGUCCCCUCUCUCUCGUCUCUCUCUGCGAGCAGUGGCAACGAUCUGUCCAAUGAGCUGUGCUCUGACCUGGACACAUCCUUGAUUGACGACACCGCCAAAGCUCUACACAAGCUCUCCAGCAUCGCUAUCGGCCUUAUGUUCCUCUUGCUCUUCCUGGUGUGGGCUGCUCUUGCAAUAUGGGAAUGGCGCAAGUGGAAAAUCAUGAAGGACACCGUCGAGACAAUUCAGGAGGAAUGGCAACAUGAUGGACGAAGCGACGCUUGGAGGAUGGUGGCAAUUGUGGAGCACCCCGUGCUGGAGCGGUACUCAUCCCACGUCUUGAAUCGCGUCAGCAAGAGUCCGAGGACCAGAACGAAUAUCCGAUGGUUCAUGUCAUACCUAGCUCAUCCGACUUGCUUGGCUCUCUUGUUCAUAUCCAUCAUCGGUUUCUUGUCCAUCCAAUUCCAGCUCCUCGCUCUGAAUGCGAUCAAAUCAAACGCAGACUCCAAUGCCAACGCAACUGUGACCGCGUCGUCCAACGCGCUUGUGGCCAAACUCAAUGCUGCAGCUCUCAACAGCAGCCAAGAGUACGCCGAUUCUUACAAUACCGCCAUCAAAGAGUUUGAGGACAGGAUCAACAACGAGCUCUUUGGGAGCUGGGUCAAUACCACUGCUGUGACCUUGAAUACCACCCUUGUCCAGUUCUACGACGAUGUCGAAAGCAUCCUCAAUACCACUUUUGGCGACACAAUCCUUUACAACCCGAUCAACACCUUCAUGUACUGCAUCCUGGGUUCCAAAAUCACCAACCUCGAGAAGGGCCUCACCUGGAUAUCUGAACACGCCUUCGUCGACCUUCCUACCCUUUCUAGCGACGUUCUCCUGCUAUCAAAUGGCUCGAUGGAGGAGAUCGCUACACCUAUUGCAUCUGCGGCAGUAGGGUCUAGCGAUGAUGACGACGAUGACGGCGUUGUUGGCACUCUAAUCACCCACUUUGAGAGCGCUCUGAAGGUGGAGAGGGUCUUCUACGGCAUCAUGCUAGCCUUUUGGCUCCUUCUUUUUCUGAUUGGCCUCAUCAUCGUCAUCUGGUAUAGUGGUGGCAAGGACAAAUAUAUGGCAUUGCGAGGGAUGCCUCCAACGGGGCCCGACGGCUUUGGUCAGAGCGGCCAAGAUAUCAAGCAGCAGCCAAAGUGGAAAGGCUGGAUGACGAACGAUCAUCCUAUCUACGAGUCGUACGCCGAGAAGCAAUUUCGAGGGACAUCUCCCUCACCUGGUGGCGCCCCGAAUUUGGUUGUACCGUCUUACGACCUGCCUCACUCCAACGACGAGAAAAGCUUUUUCCGUCAUGUACCAGACUCUCGUCACGGUGACCCAACGCUUGGUCGACAGAGUUCUGGGGUCCGAAACACUCUUGCCUCUCUGGCCGCGCCUGGUCAAAGCUUCCUGAAGCUGACUGGCCGCAAGCUCACCGGUACCCCUACCCCAGCCGAAGACGAGGUACCUUUCGUUGCUGGUCAAAGCUCCGAACUCUACUCCCGAGACCAUGCAAAUUCGCCCUUCCCUCGCCAGAAUUCUGUAUCCUCCGAUCGCCCAAACUCUCCUCAGCCGUUUUGGGUCGACAAAUUUUAUGGGGCGGUUGAAGGUGUCAGAGCGUUCUUCCCUACACGGGGCCAGAAACAUGGUGCGGCUCUUAGGAGGAGUGCGAGCCAGCGCACGGAGAAGAGCUUUGGGGCAAGCCAGGUGCCUACUGCCCGCACUCCUCGUUACGACUGGGCUAAUGAGGCGAAGAAGAAGAAUGAGCCCGAGUGGACUAUGGUUGAUGCGGAGCUCUAUGGGAGGGAUAUUGACGGCGAGCCAGGACGCUAUCCCGCUAUUCAUUCACAUGAGGAAUCGAACGCGAGUGACGGGGCUCAUGCUGUCUAUCCGCGACCAAUGUCUCGCGCGCCCACGCUCGGGGAAGGCAUGUCGGCUCUCUUAAACACCCCAUUCCGCGAUCAGCCCCCGCUUCCCGCGGGGGAGCAACACGACUCUGUCGACUAUCUCGAGGAGUACAACUCGACACAUUCGGAACACGAACACUUUCGAGAUGUGGCAUCUCCAACCUCUUCCUCAAUGUCCUACUUUGCCGCCGAGCCGCAGCUUGCGAGUGCAUCCAAGGUGCAGGUCGAUUUGGGGACGGGGAGCGGCCACGCUACGACUGCAUUGGCAGAGAUCAUGAGAGAGCUCCAGGAAAGGAGAGACAGAGAAGGCCCAUUUUCUGAUCCCCAUGGAGGGAACACAUAG